GUGGGAGUUUCGAAGGAGUUCAUAUUUAAAUUGUCAGCUGCUAUUUGCUCAGUCGUCUGUUGAAAAACGACCCGAUACAACCUGUGUUUUCAAAACUAUCAAGUGAAAUAAUCACUAAUUACUACCAUUUUAUUUCACGCAUAAACAUGGAUACUAAAGUAAAGGAAGAAUUUUCGGAUUUAUCAAAAAUCGAUGGGAUAGUCGAUGAUCCAUUGGAUCUUUUUAAAACAUGGCACAAGGAAUCAAGAAAAUAUAAAUAUAACUUGCCUGAUGUUUUCUGCCUUGCCACAACCUCCAAGGAUAAUCAAGUUGCUGCAAGGAAUGUUGUUCUUAGAGAAUAUGAUAACGAUGGUUUUGUACUUGUCACUGAUCAACGUAGUAGAAAAGCAUCAGAAUUGGAUAGCGUACCAAGGGCUGCACUGUGUUUCAUAUGGCUUUAUAUAAAUGAUAAAGGACAAAAUAUUGCACGACAGGUAAGAGUUGAAGGUCCAAUAAAAAAGUUAAAGCGAUCAGAAUUUAAACACAUUUACGAUAGAGAACCAUUAUUUUGCAAAAUUCGAUCCCAUUUGUGUCAUCAAGACCAAGAAGUUGAUUGGGAUGAGUUAAAACGAAGACACGAUCAAAUUUUGGGAGAAUAUCAAAGAGGAGAAAAUGAAUUACCAAUGCCUGAUCACUUUAUUGGAUAUAAAUUAUUACCGACUAUGGUGGAAUUUUAUUAUGCAAGGGAUGAACUUAUAGGAGACAGGGUGCAAUACAACAGAAACAACUUGACCGAAUCAUGGCAACAUCGUCGAUUGGCUGCCUAAUAUUCAAAUACAUAUUUAAUAAUUAAACUACACUUUCAUUAUUAUUUAUUUCUUUUAUCACAAUUACUGUCAA
Messenger RNA from Polistes dominula (European paper wasp), 879 nucleotides. RefSeq lists its product as uncharacterized. The record is from RefSeq and is a predicted model, not a curated record. Gene Ontology annotation, molecular function: FMN binding; pyridoxamine phosphate oxidase activity. NCBI's taxonomy places the organism in Eukaryota, Metazoa, Arthropoda, Insecta, Hymenoptera, Vespidae. Gene Ontology annotation, biological process: pyridoxine biosynthetic process; pyridoxal 5'-phosphate biosynthetic process.